AUGGAGAAAAUGAAUCAUCAAGACCCAUUGUAUCUUCAUGGUUCUGAUGGACCAAAUACAGUUAGUGUGGAUAAAAUGACUGAAACACAAAAUUACAGAAGUUGGAGGAGGUCAAUGGAAACAGCAUUGUCAUCAAAGAGAAAGCUUGGCUUUGUGAAUGGAAAUGUGAUAAAAGAUGAAAAUGAUAGAGUAAAAGCUGACUUAUGGGAUACACGUAAUGACACAGUCAUUGGGUGGAUAUUGGGGUCUGUCUCAAACUUCAUUAGACAAACCAUCAUGUAUAUAAUGACAACAAAGGAAAUUUGGUUGUACAUGGAGAAAAGGUAUGCAGUGUCAAAUGGAUCCUUGAAGUAUAAACUCAACAAAGAGGUUUAUAGCCUGAAGCAAGACAGCAAUAGCAACAUCAAUGAGUAUUAUACUACCAUGAAAGGGAUGUGGGAAGAACUGGAUUCCCUUGAUCAACUCCCUGUUGUGUCUUCUGAAGCAGAUGAUGUUGUGAAACUUCUUGACAUCCUUGAAACACAGAAAGAAGAGAGGAGAUUACUCCCUUACCAUCUGUAG
Molecule: messenger RNA, 561 nt
Organism: Amaranthus tricolor (Joseph's coat)
Lineage: Eukaryota; Viridiplantae; Streptophyta; Magnoliopsida; Caryophyllales; Amaranthaceae
Exons: 1
Coding region: 1-561 (186 amino acids)
Source: RefSeq, a predicted model, not a curated record